Messenger RNA from Dothidotthia symphoricarpi CBS 119687, 500 nucleotides. RefSeq lists its product as uncharacterized. Bases 43 to 411 code for a protein of 122 amino acids. NCBI's taxonomy places the organism in Eukaryota, Fungi, Ascomycota, Dothideomycetes, Pleosporales, Dothidotthiaceae. The transcript has a single exon. The record is from RefSeq and is a predicted model, not a curated record.
AUGAGUUUUCGAGCACGAGACCAACUAUGUCGCCAUUGAAAAAUGAGAUCGCUGGGGCAUUACAUGAUGUUUAUCACACCUUACUGGUCUCAGUAUCGUAUUGCAAUCAACCAAAGACAGGAAACCACAAGAGUGAAGAAAUUAACAGCCUACCAAGAUAGCCUGCAUACCAUUGUACAAUCUACUCACAAAUGCCUACGCCUGGCAAUAUGUUCUUGCUCAUCACCACCCAAUCGCAUCCCCAUCUGCCACGAGGACAGCAAAUCGCCAUCCAACCGAUCUGCCAAUGUGCGGAAUCUACAAGAGAUUGCCUGCGCUCCGCUCGAUCUCCUCGAUCACUCCCCUACCAUCCAUCUCGUUGUUUUCCGUGCAUGCUCGUGGAUGGAAAGCCUGUCGAAGUCGGUUGUGUAGGGAAGUUCUUGAGAUGUGUCGUCAUGCCUGUAGGCUAGUGAGCGGAUCGAUACGGUACGGUCCGGAUGUACGGAAGCGGGAGCUAGGCU